Molecule: messenger RNA, 624 nt
Organism: Miscanthus lutarioriparius
Lineage: Eukaryota; Viridiplantae; Streptophyta; Magnoliopsida; Poales; Poaceae
Source: the annotation of a GenBank genome assembly
AUGGCCACCGCGACGCUGCCCCUCCGCCUCCUCCCCUCCAAAACGCUGACCCUCACCACUCUCCCCUCCGCGCGCCGCUCCCUCUCCGUCUCCGCCGUGGAGCCUCGGCGCUGGCGCCUCCGAGCCGCCGCCGAGGAGUCGCCUGAGGCCGUGGAGGUUGAGUUCGUGGAGGCUGAGGAGGAACCCGCGGUACCUGAGCCCGUCGAGGCGCAGCUCGCCGCCGCGGGGGCCGGGAAGGACGCCGACAUCUUCGCUGUUGUCAUGGUGGGUUGGCUCCCUCUGAUUGGUUCAAGACAAUACAUUGUGAUGCCGGGCAGGUACAUAUACACACAGAGACUGAAAGGUGCCAAUGUCAAUGAUCAGAUCAUAUUAAACAAGGUGCUACUGGUGUCAACUAGAGAAAAAGCUUACAUUGGCAUGCCAGUGGUGACCAAUGCUGCUGUUCACGCAGUGGUUGAAGAGCAGGGACGGGAUGAUAAAGUUAUAGUCUUCAAGUUCAAGAAGAAGAAGAAGUACCAGAGGAAACUUGGUCACAGACAGCCAAACACAAGGUUAAGAAUCACAGGCAUAAGUGGAUACGAAGAGUACCCUGCUGACCCAAUACUUGACCCUGCUGCAGCUUAA